UUCACUGACCGGGAGACAAGCAGAGGUGAAGCCGCUUGUCCUAUGGUCACUCAGGUAGGAGGGAGCGCCCCUCUUAGGACCCAGGAUCCGCCCGGCUGCGCAGCCCGCGUGCCGACCCCCAUGCCACCUCCGCCUCCUGUGGGAGGGGAAGUGAUCUGGACGGGCAUCUUCGAGCCUACCCGAAUCCCUUGCUAGGCGCGACCACCAGCCUCUCAAAUAACCUCAGGCUUUUCUUAACCUCUUAUCGCUCUGAGCCUUGGUUUAUCCACCCGUGAAAUGAAUAAUGCCAGCCCUGCAACUGUUCGGCCUGCACGGAGCAUCAGAGGAGAUAAUGCAUGUGAAUUACUUUGCUGAACGCCCUGAAAGAGUAGGAUUGCUGAUUCCAGAAGUAAAACGGGGAAGAGAGGGCAGGAUGGGGAGUAGGACUAGAGCAAUCACAGAAGCCAUCUGAUCCCAAGCCCUGCCUGAUGGGGAGUGAGGUGAGGAGUAGAUAGAAGAUUGUGCCUCUUUGGCCCUCAGGGUCUCCAUCAUCCAACUCCAUGCUUCAAGUCCUGCUCUCUGCUCAGGCCUCCCCUACUCGGUUGUCUGGCAUGCUGCUGAUCCCACCAGUACCCUACUGUUUGGGGCCCAGCAAGUGGAGGCCCCUUGGAGAUCCCCAUCCAGGCCCUGUGCAAGGACUGCGGAGGCUUCUGGAACAGGCAGAAGAGUCCUGGGGAGCUGCUGCACUUGCUGCGUCAGAACCACACCAAGGUGGUGCAGAAGUUGGUCCUGCCUUUUGGGCGGCUGAACUACCUGCCCUUGGAGCAGCAGUUUAUGCCCUGCCUUCAGCGAUCCUGGCAUGGGAAGCUGGGGUGGCACCCCUGGCCACAGUCAACAUCUGGAUGUCACUGUGCCAGCUCCAGUGCCUGCCCUUCAGAGUCCUGCACUUUGUCUUCUCCCCUGGUUUCAUGAAUCGUAUCAGUGUUGUGGAGCUGGAGCUCCCAGGAUACCAGGGUCCACACCUUCCCCAGAGACAGCAGGUGCCCAUCUUCCCACAGCCUCUCAUCACUGACCGUGUCCACUGCAAGUACAGUCACAAGGACAUAGUAGCUGAGGGGCUGUGGCAGCUGCUGGGGGAAGUACCACCAGGACCUGACUGUGCAUCCAGGCUACUGUACAGGUAAGUGGCACCCCAGAGAGGAAGCCUGGCUAAGGCCCAGUCGGUCUGUCUCCUGCAGGCUUCCUCCUGUGUGUGCUGUGCUCCCUGUGAGGACCCGGGAUCCCUUCCUACCUUAUCCACCAAGGUCCUGUGCCCAGGGCCAGGCUGCCUCUAACCCCACAACCCAAAACUCUGCCCAAAGGUAAAGAACAG
This is a messenger RNA of Cavia porcellus (domestic guinea pig), 1351 nucleotides long. RefSeq names its product Fas activated serine/threonine kinase (gene Fastk). Bases 540 to 1163 code for a protein of 207 amino acids. Lineage: Eukaryota; Metazoa; Chordata; Mammalia; Rodentia; Caviidae. The record is from RefSeq and is a predicted model, not a curated record. The transcript has 4 exons.